Durusdinium trenchii is the source of this 1891-nucleotide messenger RNA. The record is from the annotation of a GenBank genome assembly. Lineage: Eukaryota; Dinophyceae; Suessiales; Symbiodiniaceae.
GCAUGGGGGCUUCGGCCCGCAGUUUGCUGGAUGCAAAGUUUGCAAGCACAAAAUCCAGGUUCAGAUGCUGGGCUCCACCUCUCCCUUGCUCGAAUUCUGGGACCAGAGAAGCUUAACCAGCUUGAAAAGCUCCAAGGUGCUUCUGAUUAUGCGCUUGAGGAAGCCAAGCAUUUGGUCUUUGGACAGGUUCGUGAGAUUGUAGAAUCACUUCAAGCUCAACUUCGCGAGAGCGAGCCGCUUGUUGCCGACCUUCAGGAAAAGGCUGACAGCUUGGAGGAGAAGCGUGUGCUUCUUGAGCGGAAAGUUGCUCGUGCAGAACGGGAUAGGGACAUUGCUGAACGGGAUUGUGCGGACAUGGAGGCCAAAGUAAAGCAGUUUCGUGAAGAGGGUGCUCCGGUCAUCGCGCGCUUCAUGGAGGCAGAGGUUUUGCGCACCCAGAUUCAGGCCUGUAGUGAAGACUUGGUGAGAUUGCAGCAGGACUUGGCUGCAUGCAAGCAGGAACUUGAAGAAGGCUUGCCAAAACUUUCCGAGUUUGAAGACGACGAGGCGGAGUGUGCUGGAGCCAUUGCGCAGUUGGAAGCUUCGCACACUGAAGAGGUCGCUCUUCUGAAGGCUUUGCACACCGAGGAGUUGGAGGAGUUGAGAUGCGGACAUGCUUUGAAGGUCGCUGAGCUCGAGCGGUCCAAGGCAGAGCAGAUUGAUGAGCUGAAGCGCGUUGGAACGGAGGAAAUUGAUCAGUUGAGAUCAGCCUUGGGAGCUGCAAGGUGGCAGGCAGAUGUUUACGUGCGAGAGCAUCAGGACGCUGUGCGAGAAAUUUGCCUCAGGCAAAGGGAGAAUGCACGCUUGGCCAAGAAGCACGGCGAAGCUCGCCAAGAAGCAUUGGAAUUGGCAGUCCGCUUGGAGGCCCUACGAGCAGCUGAGGCAGGGGCUCCUGCCAGGGAAGCGGAACUGCAAGCUGUCCGACAACGCUAUGUACUGCUGCAACAGACGGCAGCUGAAUGGCGGGAGGCUUUGGUGCGUAAGCAAGGCGAUUGUGAAGUUUGGAGAAGACGUGCGGAGUCAAAAGGAGUUCCAACUCGUCGGGAGGACAUGGAGUUGCAGGCUGAAAUUCGGUCGGUGACUUCUAGUCCUGGUAGCCACUUGGGCAAAGCUGUGGGCUACCGCGCGGAGGGCAGUGGCAACAAGAUGGCUGCACGAUUUGCAAGUCCUUUCACAGACAAGAGUGAAUUUUCAGAAGGUGCACGCCAGAUACGGCCCUGGUCGGAUGUGUCAACAAUCAAGACUCCGACAAGGAUGCCCCUGGAGUCACGGCAGAGGCAAGGACGCUCUGUGGAGUCUGCCAGGAUGUUAUCAACUUGGUCGCGACCAGGCGCGAUUUCGCUGUCCACUCCGACGGACUCUCAGAGGAGUUUCACUGGCUCUCAGUCUUCCCACCCUGCAGGGGAGUUUGUCAACGUGGUGCUGAAGGCGGCCAAGCUCAGGGUGGAGGCUGAGACUGCUGCGAGGGAAGGCUAUGUGAAGCCUCGGGAAAGAACCAUCAUAGAGGCUGAACAUGAAGUAGAGAUGUUGGCAUUUCUGAUGGAGGAGAAUGACUCCUCAGAAGCAGAAGUCCUUCUUGAGAUGGAGGCACAGGUGCAUGAAACGUCAUCUCCAGCUGUGGCUGCACGUUUGCGGGCACAAAUUUCUGAGCUGCAGUGCAGAAGGCCUCGCUCUUUGAGCCCUCCUGAACUCACUGCUUGAUGCAAUGCCAAGCAAUGCCAAUGCCCAAAGUGCGAAACAUUAAUUGGCACGUUCUUUUAUUCUUGAGCUAUUGAAGUUCUUACUUCAAAUAGGGUGCCUGUGUGCGAAUGGAACCUGGGCGGGUGCCGCCGCCAGAUGUGUAUGGCCAUGU